This is a messenger RNA of Calliphora vicina (urban bluebottle blowfly), 1218 nucleotides long. RefSeq names its product kraken (gene kraken). The record is from RefSeq and is a predicted model, not a curated record. Lineage: Eukaryota; Metazoa; Arthropoda; Insecta; Diptera; Calliphoridae. The transcript has 3 exons. The coding region runs from base 206 to 1207 and encodes 333 amino acids.
GGUUCGAUAAUUGUGCUAGCUUGGUUGAGACCAUUCGCUCGCCCGUCCAUAGCUAUUAUCAGAUUAAUAUACGGAUUAUUUUGAUUAUAUUGUGUGUAAUUUAUUGAUUAGACGGUCUGGUGAAGUGACAAAAAUCGUGGAAUAAAAACUAUUUUAAUAUAAAUUAAAAAAAAUUUUAAAAAACAAUAAAUUAUAACAACACAACAUGGAUAGUGUGAAUAAGGUAUGCUCUAAUAAUGGUAUCAUUAAUGGUGGCACCUCGAAUGGAUCUUCCGGCAGCCAAAUAUCUAAUGGCACUGCACGUAAUAGAGAUUCUUGGGAAGAAGUCACAAUUGAGGUGCCAUGGGGUACCGUACAAGGAAAAUGGUGGGGAAGUCGUAAUAAACAGCCAAUAUUAGCAUUGCAUGGAUGGCAAGAUAAUUGUGGUAGCUUUGAUAAAUUGUGCCCACUUAUGCCUCCAGAGAUACCAGUACUAUGCAUUGAUUUGCCAGGACAUGGAAAAUCUUCACAUUAUCCCAAAGGUAUGCAAUAUUUCCUAUUUUGGGACGGUAUAUGCCUGAUUCGCCGCAUUGUACGCAAAUACGGCUGGAAGCGAGUUACUUUAAUGGGUCAUUCACUGGGCGGUGCUUUAACCUUUAUGUAUGCUGCUAGCUUCCCCGCAGAAGUUGAGAAAUUGAUAAAUAUUGACAUUGCUGGACCUACAGUGCGCAGUAUUGAACGCCAUGCAGAUACAACCGGAUGGGCAUUAGAUAAAUUCCUGGACUAUGAAACAUUACCAGAAACCAAGGUACCUUGUUAUACCUACGAUGAAAUGGUCAAAUUGGUAUUAGAUGCUUAUGAGGGUUCUGUGGAUGAACAUUCGGUGAAGGUGUUGAUGGAGCGUGGCAUGGAAACGGCACCUCAACAUUUACACCGCAAUGGCUAUCACUUUUCCAGAGAUUUACGCUUGAAAAUCUCUCUACUUGGCAUGUUUACAGCUGAUCAAGUAUUGGCUUAUGCCAAGCGUAUACGCUGUAAAGUACUAAAUAUUCGUGGUAUUCCGGGCAUGAAAUUUGAAAAUCCCCAAGUCUAUGAAAAAGUUAUUGAAACUCUGAAAGAAAAUGCUAAACUUGUGAUAUACAAAGAAGUACCUGGCACACAUCACUUGCAUCUCUGUACACCGGAACGUGUGGCUCCGAUUAUUAAUGAUUUUUUAUUAGAAGCGUAAUCGAAAUAAAA